AUGUAAAGUGAAUAAUUGAGUGAACAAAAACUUUAUGCUUGGGGUAGUUCUGAAUGUGAUCAAUUCUUGGCUAAAGAUGAAGAUGAUGAAGAAUUAUAUGAGGUUAAGAGACCAUAUCAGAUAAAAGAAUUAAGCAAUUUAUCUAUUGUAUAAGUAGCAUGUGGAGGAAUGCAUGCUUUAAUAUUAACAUCACAAGGAAAAGUAUUUAAUUAGAUUAUUAUUUAAGGUUUAUUCAUUUGGUUGUGAUGAUAAAGGAGUAUUGGGAAGACCUUAAAUAGAAGGCCAAGAUGCAAGGUUACCUGAUUUAAUCACAGAUUUACCUCCUGUAAAUAUGAUAGCUUGUGGAAGUUCUCAUUCAAUUGCAGCAAAUUCUCAUGGUUUAGUGUACUUCUGGGGAUUUUAUGCAAAUACUCAUGGUCCAAUUGGUGAGGCAGUAUCAAAACCUAAAAAAUUGGAUAAUAUUACAAAUGGAAUAAAGAAAAUACUUUGCGGUUAGAAUCAUACAAUGGUGUUGUUAGAUAAUUUUAAAGUAAGUAGUUCAAAAUGAAUAAACUAGUUACUUACAUGGGGAGAUGCAGAAACGUUGGUAAUAGGAAGGAAAAGUGAGACUAGAAGAUCUGUGAUUUAAAAUUUAAAUCCUUAGCCUAUAAAAAUGAAGAGACCAAUCAUAGAUAUAUUUACAGGGGCUUCACAUGCUUUUGUAAAGGUAUUACUAAAGGAUAACAAACCAGGUAUAUAUGGAUGGGGAUUAAAUAAUUAUGGGUAAUUGGGUAUAGGAAAUUAAGAAAAUUAAUAACUCCCAUAUUUGGUUGAGUUUUUUGAGAAUAUGGAUAUUGUAGAUAUGGUAGGUGGAGAACAUCAUACAAUUGCUUUAGAUUGUGAAGGAAAUGUUUACUCUUUUGGAAGAAAUGAUGAUGGUUAAUUAGGUUUAGGAGAAUAAUUGAAUGAAAUGUUAAGAAUUGAGGCUGAAAAACAAAAGGUAUUAGAAGAAGAACUGUAUUAAUAAUAAUAAGUAAAUAAAAAAAAAACAAGUAAGAAAAAUAAAUAAGGAGAUUUAUUUGAAGUUUAAAAAUCUUAGAAAGUUAUUGGAUAUGAAUUUAUAACAACUCCUUAAAAAAUUAAUAAUAUACCAAAGAUGUAAUCUAUAUUUGGAUCAAUGCAUUUUAAUUUUGCAAUAUCUCAAUAAAAAUAAAUAUUUUCUUGGGGGAAUGGAUAAAGUUAUGUAUUAGGUACUAGAAAUGAAAAUAGUCAAUUUUAGCCAAAAGAUGUAAUAGUAUAAUUAAUAUAAUAUAGGUAACAACAAUAUUUAAAAAUGAAAAAUUAUUAUAAAUUUCUCUUGGUGCUAGUCAUGUAAUAGCAUUGACUUCAUCUGAUCAUACUUUUGAACUUCCAAUGGUGGAUUAAUAAGUUUUGUAAAUAAAUGACCCAAAAUCAAAAUUAAAAAAAGGUCGGAAAAGUAAUAGUAGAGAAAUGAGUAAAGAGAAAAGUAUAUCAAUGAAAAGGAGUGUUUAGAAAUUUGAUGAUAGCAUAAUACCUGUAAAAGAUUUAAGAAUUGAUUGA
Messenger RNA from Paramecium pentaurelia, 1560 nucleotides. The record is from the annotation of a GenBank genome assembly. Lineage: Eukaryota; Ciliophora; Oligohymenophorea; Peniculida; Parameciidae.